Messenger RNA from Xenia sp. Carnegie-2017, 1961 nucleotides. RefSeq names its product neutral and basic amino acid transport protein rBAT-like. The coding region runs from base 114 to 1817 and encodes 567 amino acids. Gene Ontology annotation, biological process: carbohydrate metabolic process. NCBI's taxonomy places the organism in Eukaryota, Metazoa, Cnidaria, Anthozoa, Malacalcyonacea, Xeniidae. The record is from RefSeq and is a predicted model, not a curated record. The transcript is spliced from 3 exons.
ACAAUAUUCGUUUUCUGCUGGCCACGUUUCGUUCAGUUUGUAGGUAGCUUUGAGAAGAACUGUGUUAUCAAUUUUUCGAAACAUUUUUCAUCUUGAAUCAAAACGUUGGCAAUAUGGGAGAAGUGGAAUUCAGCAAAGGCGACGAGUACAAAGUAAAAAUGGUCGAUGGAGGCGAAUUUAAGGAGCCUGGCGGUGGAAUUCGUAAACCAAGCCGUGAAGAAAUAGACGAAUACAGAAUUCAUCGUAUUGUUGUUAUGGUCAUAUUUGCCUUGGUAGUGAUUCUCUUGCUAUUGUUAAUAGUUAUUCUUAUGGCAACGACAGAAGGAUGCAAGCCCGAAAAGAAAAUGCCUUGGUACAAAUCUGGUGUUAUGUACAACAUUUAUCCUCGAUCCUUCAAAGACUCUGUAAAGAACGACGGUGUUGGCGACUUUAAAGGAAUCAUCGAAAAGCUUAGCUAUCUGAAAGGUCUCGGUGUCAAUAUACUUUACCUAAGUUCUAUCUUCCAUGUCGACAAGACUGUUGAUUACGGAUAUUCAGUCAUAGAUUUUAAAGACACCAACAGCGAUUAUGGCACAAUAGAAGAUUUCUCAAAAUUAGUCGAGAGUGCACAUGAACAAGAUAUGAAAGUCAUCAUCGAUUUCAUUCCUGCAGUUACGUCAACAAAACAUCCGUGGUUUAAUUCAAGCCAACAGCGUAAAGAUGGUAAGGAAGAUUGGUAUGUAUGGAUGGACAAUAAUCAAACUAGCGCAAAAGGAAAAUGGUUCAAUGACAUAGAAAGAGGACAGUAUUAUUUACAUCCAAGCGAUUCCCAUAGCAAAGCAAACCUCAACUGGACAAAUGCUGAUGUUCAAAAGGAGAUGGAAAGCGUUUUUGAGUUUUGGCUUAAAAAGAACGUGGAUGGUUUCCAUAUUGUUUCUAUUCAAAAUCUUUUUGUUGGAAAUCCAAUAAAUGAGUGGGACAAAAUACAUAUGCUUGUUCAAAAAUGGCAUAACUCAACAAAGAAGAUUCUUCCAGAUAGCAUUCUCAUGGGCACAUCACAUCCAACAAAUCUUGAACUUUAUGGAACAAAUAGCCAACCAGAGCUAGACAUUGUGGUUAACCUAAAACUUGUACCAGAAAAAUCAGAUACCUUUUACAAUGCUAAAAAUUUUAAGAACAUCAUUGAUAGUUAUAUUAACAAACUCAGAAAGGGAAACUGGCCUAGUUGGACACUGAGCAGCUUGUUUCAUCAACGUGUUGCAUCUAAUGUUAACUACAAACUGGCCAAAUCAUUGCAAUCACUUCUAAUGGUGUUACCUGGGACACCAAUUUUAUUUUAUGGGGAUGAAAUUGGCAUGAAAGAUGUUUCAAGCCCACUUGUUAACCAAGUGGACUACAAUAAAGCUCCUAUGCAAUGGAAUGGAAAUGAGAAAGGAGGUUUUACGUCUUCCAAUAAGACUUGGUUUGGUGAAUUUGGUAAUGUAUCUCGUACGAAUGUCGAGCUUGACCAACUUGGCAUUUUGAAGACAUUAAAAAAAGCUUUAAAUCUUCGUAAGGAGAAUGCUAUUGAUCUCUUGGAUGCCCCAUUAUCAAAUUUCACUAUCGAAACUACAAAUAAUGUGCUUGCUUUUACAUUUAAUGAUAAAACAUCAAGAUUUGCUGUAGUUCUCAAUUUUGUCAAAGACAUAGCAAAAAUUGAUCUUGAAAAUACUCUGGGUAUAAAAAAGGCACAACUAAAGUUUUACACACAUGAUGUAAAGCCCAGUUUUGUCAACAUGAAAGAUUUAUCUAUACCAGGAUAUGCAUUAUGUGUAUUCCAAGUUACAGGAAAAAUGUGAUGAUGGUUUAUUUAGUUAAUUUUACUGACACUGUAGAUUUAUUGUUUGUUGAGUCCAUAUGAUUGACUUAUUUAGUGGUUUAAUCUUUUGAAAAUAAAAGGUUUGUUGAAAAUUUAUUAUUAAAGGUCAAAGUUACAAAAUGAA